Aspergillus affinis is the source of this 1209-nucleotide messenger RNA. RefSeq lists its product as uncharacterized. The coding region runs from base 1 to 1209 and encodes 402 amino acids. The transcript is spliced from 2 exons. The record is from RefSeq and is a predicted model, not a curated record. NCBI's taxonomy places the organism in Eukaryota, Fungi, Ascomycota, Eurotiomycetes, Eurotiales, Aspergillaceae.
AUGGCGCGCAAACAGAAGCAAAAGAGAGGCCCGAAGGCUCAGAAAGCCGAAACCAAGAACAAUAACAACCCUCAAAAAGUGAGCUUCCAGCCACACCCUCCUGCAAAUGCAGGCAACAAAUAUGGACCGAAGGCCAACAGCCAUGCUCGCGUACCUGCUGCCCCUAAAGCGAAAGACAUCAAAAGUACGACCGUUCCACAAUUCCUGAACUCCAAGAACAGCCAGACCCCGUCCUCUCCGGACGCCAACAGGAAACAGGAGACCGACAUGCGCAUAGAGCGUUCUUUGACUACCAACCAUACUACGGGUGCAGCCCUUCAACAGCACAGUCCGACAGUGUUGACCCCCAAGACUGGUGCUUCUUGUUCUGCCCCGACCAAGAAAGCCUCAUUCUUGCUUCUCCCACCAGAGAUUCGUUGGCAGAUUUACCAGGAGCUAUUCCAUACACAUCGUGUCGAGAUCGUCCGCCGCAGAGACAGAAAGAAAAAGGUCGAGCCCCGGAAACCUGCCCCCUACCGUCUCGGCUAUCGUCAGUUGGCACCUCGUGCUGCACAAUCUCAACUCAUCAACAGAGAAAUGAGACCCUAUCCUCGUCCUCUAUUCACUCCUCCAUUCUUUCCUCCAUUCUCUCCUCGUACGCCACUCCCUACGGCUCUUAUCUUCACCUGCAGAUUGACAUACUGCGAGACAAUCCGUCUUUUCUACUCCAACAUGCAAUUUGUCUUUAGGAGCAUCAAAGCUGCUACUCGAUUCAUGAAGACAACGAGUAAAGACGCCCAGUCCGCCAUCAAGCAUGUGGAGCUCGUCCACAGCAUGUACAACGAGCCACGGCUGACUGAAUUCCGCGAGUACAAGUUCCGCAGCGACAAGGCCUGGUUUCUUGUCUGUGACGCGAUGUCCCAGAGUUUCGAGGACCUGCGUGUUCUGCAUGUCCACCUGGCGGUGCACGACUGGCCCAUUGAGCUGGAAGUCGGAGAGAGCUGGUCCUUCCCCCUGUUGGUCUUUGGCGAACACAAACCUCUGCUGGACUUUGCUAAGAUCAACUUGCAGAUGCUCAGGUUUGACAAAAACAAACUGGACUUUGUUUCGCGCAGUAUCGAAGAAAGACUUAUGAAGCCGGAGGCUUUCCAGAUCAGAGAAGACGCAAAACUGGCCAGGCAGCUGAGGGGCCCCCUCAAAGCGAGGAGGAUCUUGAGAAUCGGUUUUUAG